Messenger RNA from Nymphaea colorata (pocket water lily), 1698 nucleotides. Its product is annotated as transcription factor BIM2-like. Gene Ontology annotation, biological process: DNA-templated transcription. Gene Ontology annotation, molecular function: DNA-binding transcription factor activity; protein dimerization activity. The record is from RefSeq and is a predicted model, not a curated record. The transcript is spliced from 7 exons. NCBI's taxonomy places the organism in Eukaryota, Viridiplantae, Streptophyta, Magnoliopsida, Nymphaeales, Nymphaeaceae. The coding region runs from base 273 to 1361 and encodes 362 amino acids.
ACACUCACCUGAACAAACCGAAGGCAUUAGGCAUGGCGGGGCCCCAGCGCGUCUGCUGCUGCUUGACGCCUCUUCAGUGAAUGAUUGUUGGGUGAACUGAUCAGUUUCUCUCUCUGUCUCUGUCCCUCUUUCUCUCUUAAUGCCGCCAUGACACUCGUGUAAAUUUAGGAGAAAAAUGGGGGUGUUCACUUGUGAAGGAUUUAACCAUAUGCGAAAUUAAGGGGGUCGAACUUGGCAGGCAGAGGGGACAGAGCAAUGAAGGCUUCACGGGGAUGAUGAAGAGCAUCAAGGGGGCGUCUGAGGAGGACGAAGACGACGAGGAGGAGUUUAUGGACAGAAGCAGGGAAAUCAAGAGGGAAAGCUCUUCCCAGCACGGCGAUAUGGCGGGAAAAUCGGACGGUAGGAGCAGCGAGCAAAGGGCAAACACGCCACGGUCGAAGCACUCUGCUACGGAGCAGCGCCGAAGGAGCAAAAUCAAUGACAGAUUCCAAAUGCUUAGGGAGCUGGUUCCUCAUAGUGACCAAAAACGAGAUAAAGCAUCAUUCCUUCUAGAGGUUAUUGAGUAUAUCCACUCAUUGCAAGAAAAAGUUCAGAAGUAUGAGAGCCUAUAUCAAGAGCAUGACGAGGAUAAGAUUAAAAUGAUGGCAUGGAAGAGCGGCCAAGGACUGGUGGCGAGUAACAUGGAUCAUCUACAAGUCCAAAAAAACAGCCCAAGUUUUGUCUUUGGACCAAAAUUUGAUGACAGUAAUGCCUCUGUUGCCCCAUCAAUUGUUGCCAAUUCUCAGAACUUGGCACUGCCUGGAACCCUGAAUACAUCUUCUCCGUUCAAAGAGAAGGAACAUAGUUCUUGCUUUCCUGGCAAUGCUGCUGGUUCUGUUCCUUGUCCACAUUCAUCCUUGUACUCUCCCUUUAUCAGAAACAUGUCGAAACAUCCACAUCACCGAGUGCCUGAGGACACUGAAAAUGUCUCAAGUCUUCCUCAAUCUCAAUCAGAAUUCUGGCCGAGGCCAUAUUCCACAGAUGAACCAUUCAGAGGUGAUGUGUCUCACUUAACUGGAAAUGAACGAGAGAACUUGGUAGUUGAAGAUGGUGUGAUCAACGUUUCAAGCAUCUAUUCCCAGGAGCUAUUGUCUGCUCUCACUCAAGCGUUACGGAGCUCUGGCCUGGAUUUGUCACAAGCCAGCAUCUCAGUUCAGGUCAAUCUUGGCAAGCGUAAUACUGACAGGCCAUCGACAACUAGCUUAAGUGGCAAGGACCAUGAAGAGCCUUCUAGUAAUGACGUUAUGGUGCGCUUAAGGCCGGAAAGUAGCGGAGACUUUGAACACAAUUGGAAGAGGCUAAAGACAGAAAGAGAGCUGUAACGGAAGUGGCUUGUUUGAUUAUUCAUUGGAAUGUUCGACCAAGCUGUUGUUUUGGUUGGCGUUGCAUAUGGUAGGUCUUGUUUCAGUGGUUGAGAUCACCUCUGCACGUGCUAUCAGAAUGCGGGCAAAAAAGGAUCGGUGAUGGGGUGCACUGGCAUGUACAUACUGCUGCCUCUCUUGUUAUGUCUUUGUAAGACCAAAAAUUUGUGCAUUAUUUUUUAACCUGUAUUUGUUUGUCGAAAGAUUUUAACAUGGAUAUGAGAAGCUGCUUUGUUCAAGGCUUCCAUGCAUGUUUGAAAAGCAUUGUUCAAAUAAAUAAUGGACCACAUUCUCUCUC